AUGCUGGUCAUCUUGCUAAACUGUGUCACCCUCGGGAUGUUCCAACCGUGUCAGGACAACAGCACAUGCAAGUCAGAGAGGUGCACCAUCUUGGAGGCAUUUGACCAUUUCAUCUUCGCCUUCUUUGCCGUGGAGAUGGUCAUCAAGAUGAUUGCACUGGGGAUCUUUGGACAGAAGUGCUACCUGGGGGACACUUGGAACCGCCUGGAUUUCUUCAUCGUAAUUGCUGGCAUGAUGGAAUAUUCUUUGGACGGCCACAAUGUCAGCUUAUCCGCCAUCCGUACCGUCCGGGUACUCAGGCCUUUACGAGCCAUUAACAGGGUGCCAAGUAUGCGCAUACUCGUCACCCUGCUGCUAGAUACUCUGCCUAUGUUAGGCAACGUUCUUCUCUUAUGCUUCUUCGUCUUUUUCAUAUUUGGGAUUGUCGGGGUGCAGCUCUGGGCUGGGCUGCUGAGGAACAGAUGCUUUCUAGACACCAAUUUUCAAAUGACAUACAACUUGACUUUCCUGCAGCCGUAUUAUCGGACAGAGGAAGGGGAAGAGAAUCCGUUCAUCUGUUCAUCCCACCGGGACAAUGGCAUGCAGAAAUGUUCCAGCAUCCCCAACCGGAAGGAGUACAAGGUGGAAUGUACUUUGAGCAUGGACUCGUACAACCCAAAUUCGUACACGCUGGAUUUCAGCCACCGGAACACCUGCAUAAACUGGAACCAGUAUUACAAUAUUUGCAAGGCAGGGGAUUUCAACCCGCACAAUGGAGCUAUUAAUUUUGAUAAUAUUGGCUACGCUUGGAUAGCUAUUUUUCAGGUUAUCACCCUGGAAGGAUGGGUUGACAUCAUGUACUAUGUCAUGGAUGCGCACUCUUUUUACAAUUUUAUAUAUUUUAUACUCCUUAUAAUAGUUGGUUCUUUCUUCAUGAUUAACUUGUGCCUGGUUGUGAUAGCAACACAGUUUUCUGAAACAAAACAGCGGGAGAAUCAGCUCAUGCAAGAGCAGCGGGCCCGCUACCUCUCAAACGACAGCACAAUCGCCAGCUUCUCUGAGCCGGGGAGCUGCUACGAGGAACUCCUUAAGUACAUUUGCCACAUUUUCAGGAAAGUCAAACGGCGGACUUUGCGCCUCUAUAACAACUGGCAGAGCAAGCGGCGGAAAAAGGUGAACCCCAACAGCGGUGCCAAUGGACAAGGCCACCGAAGCAAAAAGCGCAUCACUUCCAUCCACCACCUAAUCCACCAUCACCACCACCACCACCAUCACCACUACCACAUCAGCAACGGAAGCCCCCAAGGUCUGCGCUCAAAUCCUGAGAUCUGCGACCUGGAGUUGAAAGUCAUGAAACCCGGAAGCCAACUCAUGCUUCCGCCAUCAUCCCCCAACCUCCGGAGCUCCCCAGCUCCAGACUCGGAGUCUGUCCACAGCAUUUACCAUGCAGACUGCCACGUGGAAGGGGCCCAGAUGAAAUGCAAGUCUUCCAACGUCUCGGCAAGCAUCAAGCUCACCAACCGCAGCAACAUGAACUACCCAACCAUCUUGCCUUCUCCCGCUAGUAAGGUUGGGGUUGCGCCAGUGUCGAAAGGGAAGAAAAAUGGCAGUGGUGGCAGUGACACUCCUGUGGCCAUGGUCAAUAGCCCAGUGCACUUGAACGUGGAUUCUUAUGGAAAGCUCCAUCACUUGGUUGGAGAACAUGGUCUUUGCCGGACAUCCAGCAGGCUCUCUGGCUUGAACGUGCCGUGCCCCUUACCCAGCCCUCAAGCCAGCAUGCUGAACUGUGAGCUCCAGAACUGCCCUUAUUGUGCCAGCAUCUUGGAGGACCCCGAGUUCGAGUUCAGCGAGUCGGACAGCUACGAGUCUGAUGAUGACAACACAGGGGUUUACGAGUUCACCCAGGAUGUGAAGCACGGGGACCAGAGAGACCAAAUCCAGCAGCAGAGGAACAAGAAGAAGAAAAAGAAGAAGAAGAAACCAAAGGAGAGGAACAGAGUCUCCCGGCUUUGGAAGGCCUUUGGCAACAAGUUGAAGAGGAUUGUGGAGAGCAAGUACUUCAACCGCGGGAUCAUGAUUGCCAUCUUAAUCAACACGUUGAGCAUGGGCAUCGAGUAUCAUGAGCAGCCAGAUGAGCUGACCAACGCUCUGGAGAUCAGCAACAUUGUCUUUACCAGCAUGUUUGCAUUGGAGAUGCUCCUCAAACUGAUGGCCUUUGGCAUCUGGGGCUACAUCAAGAAUCCCUACAACAUUUUUGACGGCAUCAUUGUUGUGAUAAGUGUCUGGGAGAUCAUCGGCCAAUCGGAUGGAGGCCUUUCCGUGCUGAGAACCUUCCGACUCCUCAGGGUCCUCAAGCUCGUGAGGUUCAUGCCAGCUCUCCGGCGCCAGCUGGUGGUCCUGAUGAAGACAAUGGACAAUGUAGCCACCUUCUGCAUGCUGCUCAUGCUCUUCAUAUUCAUCUUCAGCAUUCUUGGUAUGCAUCUCUUUGGGUGCAAGUUUGGCUUGAAAACAGAUACAGGGGACACCAUCCCAGACAGAAAGAACUUUGAUUCCCUGCUGUGGGCUAUCGUCACGGUCUUUCAGAUCCUCACUCAAGAAGACUGGAAUGUGGUGUUAUAUAACGGGAUGGCCUCCACAUCCUCCUGGGCAGCCCUCUAUUUCGUGGCCCUGAUGACCUUCGGCAAUUAUGUGCUCUUCAACCUCUUGGUCGCUAUCCUGGUGGAAGGUUUCCAAGCGGAGGGUGACGCCAAUCGGUCCGAAACUGACGAGGACAAAACGUCAACCAACUUUGAAGAGGAUUUUGAGAAGCUGAAAGAACUGCGGGCUUCUGAGAUGAAGAUGUAUUCCCUAGCAGUCACACCCAAUGGCCACCUGGAGGGCAAAGGGAGCAUGCCCCCUCCAAUCAUCAUGCGCACUGCUGCCACUCCCAUGCCCACCCCAAAGUGUUCCCCACACAUGGAUGCUGUUCACCCUUUUGUGGAUUCCAGAAGAGGCAGCAAUGUAUCACUCGACCCUCUGAGCUUCGACCAAAAGUCCUUGUCCAGCCUUCGCAGUUCCCCAUGCGCCAACUGGGGCAGCCGCCGUUCCAGCUGGAACAGUUUAGGGCGUGCACCAAGCCUCAAGAAGAAGAGCCAGUCUGGGGAGCGCGAGUCCUUGCUUUCUGGGGAAGGGAAAGGCAGCACUGACGACGAAUCGGAGGACACUAAACUCAGCGCGGUCAGCCGGCCUCCCUUGCACCGCCGAGCAGACUCCCUGGAUUGCCGGGGAGGCUUGGACCUGCCAGAGCUUCUGCAGGUGCCUGGCAUGCGCCAUUCCUUAAGUGUCAGUCCCAUGGCCAUGGUGCCUGCCGAGUACCAGGACUGUAAUGGCAAAAUGGUCCACGUGCCCAGCGAGUUCUACCUGCACAUGGAUGGUCACAAAGAUGAUCCCCUGGACUACGACGACGACCUGGAGGACAGUUACUGCUACCGGAUUCGGAAGACUUUGGAGCCCUUCAAACCUGAGUGGUGCAGGACUCAUGAAGACUGGGCCCUCUACCUGUUUUCUCCGCAGAAUCGGCUUCGGGCCACUUGCCAGAAGGUUAUAGCUCACAAGAUGUUUGACCAUGUGGUUUUGGUCUUCAUCUUUCUGAACUGCAUCACCAUCGCAUUAGAGAGGCCGGAUAUAGAUCCCAACAGUACGGAGCGGAUAUUCUUGAGUGUCUCCAACUACAUCUUCACAGCCAUCUUCGUCGUCGAGAUGAUGGUUAAGGUCGUAGCUCUGGGCUUUUUUUCUGGGGAACACACCUACCUGCAGAGCAGCUGGAACGUCCUGGACGGAGUCCUGGUCUUUGUCUCAAUCAUCGACAUCAUUGUUUCCAUGGCAUCUGCAGGUGGAGCAAAGAUCCUGGGAAUCCUUCGGGUGCUCAGGCUCCUGCGCACCUUAAGGCCCUUAAGAGUCAUUAGCAGAGCGCCAGGGCUGAAGCUCGUGGUGGAGACAUUGAUAUCUUCCCUCCGGCCAAUCGGCAACAUUGUGCUCAUUUGCUGUGCAUUUUUCAUCAUAUUUGGCAUUUUAGGAGUGCAGCUCUUCAAAGGCAAAUUCUACUACUGUGAAGGGACCGACAUCCGGAACAUCUCCACGAAAACCGAUUGCACUAACGCCCACUACCGAUGGGUGAGGCGGAAAUACAACUUUGACAAUUUGGGGCAGGCCCUGAUGUCCUUGUUCGUUUUGUCCUCCAAAGAUGGCUGGGUGAACAUCAUGUACGAUGGCUUGGACGCCGUGGGGAUCGACCAGCAGCCCAGCCAGAACCAUAACCCGUGGAUGCUGCUCUACUUCAUCUCCUUCCUCCUGAUUGUCAGCUUCUUCGUGCUCAACAUGUUUGUUGGGGUGGUGGUGGAGAACUUCCACAAGUGUCGGCAACACCAAGAGGCUGAGGAGGCCCGCCGGCGGGAGGAGAAGCGCUUGCGUCGGCUGGAGAAAAAGCGCAGGAGUAAGGAGAUAUACAUGUCUGAAGCCCAGCGUCGACCCUACUAUGCGGACUACUCGCCUGUGCGGAAGCACAUCCACACCCUCUGCACGAGUCAUUACUUAGAUCUCUUCAUCACAUUCAUCAUUGGUGUCAACGUCAUCACCAUGUCCAUGGAACACUUCAACCAACCCAAGUCUUUGGACGAAGCACUGAAAUAUUGCAACUAUCUAUUCACCAUUGUGUUCGUGGUUGAAGCCGUGUUAAAGCUGGUGGCCUUUGGACUCCGGAGAUUCUUCAAAGACAGGUGGAACCAGCUCGAUCUGGCCAUCGUUCUGUUAUCCAUCAUGGGGAUCACCUUGGAGGAGAUCGAGAUGAACGCUGCCCUCCCCAUCAAUCCAACUAUCAUUCGCAUCAUGCGGGUCCUUCGAAUCGCAAGAGUGCUGAAGCUGCUCAAGAUGGCGACGGGGAUGCGGGCCCUGCUGGACACAGUGGUCCAAGCUCUACCCCAGGUAGGGAACCUGGGUCUGCUUUUUAUGCUCCUGUUUUUUAUCUAUGCUGCCCUGGGAGUGGAGUUAUUUGGAAAGUUAGAUUGCAGUGAAGACAACCCUUGUGAAGGCUUGAGUCGCCAUGCAACCUUCAACAACUUUGGCAUGGCAUUCCUCACCCUCUUCAGAGUGUCCACUGGGGAUAACUGGAACGGGAUCAUGAAGGACACUCUUCGGGAAUGCCACCGAGACGACAAGCACUGCCUCACUUACUUGCCUAUCAUCUCCCCCGUCUAUUUUGUCACCUUCGUCCUCAUUGCUCAGUUCGUCCUGGUCAACGUUGUUGUGGCUGUCCUGAUGAAACAUUUGGAGGAAAGCAACAAGGAAGCCAAAGAGGAUGCCGAGAUGGAUGCUGAGAUCGAGCUGGAGAUGUCCCGGGGAGUCAGCACCCCAGUCAGAACCCCAGAUGGGGGAGGAUACCCCAGCAGCCAAAGCACUUCCAAGCCAGGGUCACCCUUCCUGGUGAAACACCAAGGCCUGGAGGUUCUGAGUUGUGAGAAUGUAUCUCUAGCCAUCCCUGACCUAGACCUGCUGGAGGGAGGGGCAGAUCCCUUGAUGGAGUUUGUGCCCUUCUAUUCUUCUCCUCAUCACUCUGUCCUCCUGACACCUUCCCACAAUGCCCCAGGCGAGGAGGCCAAGGAAGCCGUCACUGGCCUUGGGUCAAAGAGGGACCCCCAGAACCUUUUGACAGUUCGCAAGAUCUCCGUGGCCAGGAUGCACUCCUUACCCAACGACAGCUACAUGUUCCGGCCAGUGAUCCCGGCCAAGGCCCCCUACCCACUCCAUGAAGUGGAGCUGGAGGCCUAUUUACAUAAGUCACCCAGAGGAUCCAUCACUUCUGUUCGUUCCCAGCCAGCGGGAACGUGUUCUUCUCUGUCUGUUCCCCAGGAGGCCCUUCACCCAACAACCCCCCCUCCAUAUCAUGACAAAGGGGGUCUAUGGAAGCUUCAUCCCCCACAUGCUCCAUCUCGGUCCCCCAGUCUCAACAGGCUGCUGUGUAGACAGGAGGCUGUUCAAAGGGAUUCUUUGGAUGGUCAGAACACUGAUCCCAAGGACGGCAAGCCAGCCGAGACCAGUCAGAACCCACCACCAAAGAAGCUAUCCCAGAGCACGCUGGGCCCACCUCUGUUCCACCCAGCCCCUGUUUCCCUGCCUGGGACUCCCCCGCUUCCACCUGCUUCACCCCACAGGCCCUCGAGUGUCUGUACCCUCAAGCACACAUUCAGCCAGCACAGUAUUCCAAGCAGGCCUUCCAGUCGCAACAGCAACCCCGACAGCUUUCUCUUUGAAUCCUCAGACCUGGCUGACGAAGAAGUCAGCCACAUCAACAGUUCAGCAAGAGACUGGGCGCAUCGGCGAGACAGUGGGGAUCUGUCUGAUUCUCCUUUCCUCUCACCUCCUUUGUCACCAUUCCCCCUGAAGAACUGCAGCACAACCAGCCUGACUGGGGGAAAUGGUAAAGAGAAAGACUUGAAGAAGUUCUACAGCGUUGACACACGAGGAUUCUUGGCCAAGCCAAGCUGGACAGAUGACCAAAGAAGACACUCCAUUGAAAUCUGCCUGUCCACCAACGAUGGAGAUCGUAGCAUCAUGGAGUCCCCUGAGGAGAAGAAAAGAUUUCCUCUCCACAUGGAGUCUGAGUACAUCCACGGGGUGCGGCGGAAGAAGAAAAUGAGCCCGCCUUGCAUUUCUAUAGAUCCUCCCAUGGAGGAAGAAAGCAACGCAUCUACACGAACCAAAGUGUCAGAGAACAGCCUUCUGAGGAGAAGGACUCCAUCGUGUGAGUCCACCGCUUACAGGGACUCUUUAGAACUUGCCGAAAACCAACAAGGAGAGCAGGUGGCCAAGGGAGAACGCUGGGCCCCACCUGCCUGCCUAGGCGAACACUUGACAAUCCCGAACUUCUCUUAUGAACAGCCCGAUGUUGGCGCUGCAAGUAGUCUCUCAGACCGCCUCUUGGACAGUGGCCCUGCUGCUCUUCUCUCUGCAGAUUCCCAGUCUGAAGACACUGCAGUGCCCAAGCUGAAAAAGACGGACCAUUUGAAAACUCAGUGUACCGACCCCAAGAGGAACCGAGAACUUCUCGGUGGGACAAAAAGCCCUCUACAGAAGCACGGACCAGUCCCUGCAAUCUCUGCAACAGAUGAACAAGUUGAUGAACCAGUAUAG
Messenger RNA from Eublepharis macularius, 7143 nucleotides. It is a transcript of the gene CACNA1H, whose product is annotated as calcium voltage-gated channel subunit alpha1 H. Gene Ontology annotation, molecular function: voltage-gated sodium channel activity; low voltage-gated calcium channel activity. The transcript is spliced from 34 exons. The record is from RefSeq and is a predicted model, not a curated record. Gene Ontology annotation, cellular component: plasma membrane; voltage-gated sodium channel complex; voltage-gated calcium channel complex. Lineage: Eukaryota; Metazoa; Chordata; Lepidosauria; Squamata; Eublepharidae. Gene Ontology annotation, biological process: membrane depolarization during action potential; calcium ion transmembrane transport; sodium ion transmembrane transport. The coding region runs from base 1 to 7143 and encodes 2380 amino acids.